Sclerotinia sclerotiorum 1980 UF-70 is the source of this 1116-nucleotide messenger RNA. RefSeq lists its product as hypothetical. The record is from RefSeq and is a predicted model, not a curated record. The transcript has a single exon. NCBI's taxonomy places the organism in Eukaryota, Fungi, Ascomycota, Leotiomycetes, Helotiales, Sclerotiniaceae. Gene Ontology annotation, cellular component: small-subunit processome; nucleolus. Gene Ontology annotation, biological process: maturation of SSU-rRNA from tricistronic rRNA transcript (SSU-rRNA, 5.8S rRNA, LSU-rRNA). Bases 1 to 1116 code for a protein of 371 amino acids.
AUGGCUGUCGAAACUUCCCUUCCGGCAUUGCUAGCUACCCUUACACAGUCAUUGACUUCUGCAAUUGAAUCAGCUCCAGAAAGUUCGGUUGUCAAUUCUCCUGCAGAUGGCAUUUCACUCUUAGACGUGAAGAAUGAGCUGCUCCUAUCCUACCUUCAAAACUUGGUAUUUAUCAUAAUCCUCAAGAUCAGAAAUCAAAAAGAAGAUAUAUCCCGCGAAGAUGAAGAAGAAUUGGACAACGCGGUGGUGAAAAAAUUGGUGGAAUUACGAGUGUACCUUGAAAAGGGUGUUCGGCCUUUAGAAGGACGUCUGAAAUACCAAAUCGACAAAGUAAUCCGAGCAUCUGACGAUGCACUUCGAGCUCUUGCGCCUACACCGAAGGCUCUCGGGAGUAAAGAUGAUACACCAAGUGAUGGAAACGAUUCAGACUCUGAAGACGACAGUGAUGCGGAUGCGGAUGGGGUACCUGUCGAAACCGCCCAGAUCGAUGAUCUUCAGUACCGACCAAAUCCCUCCUCUCUCCUUAGACCUGCCGCUGCUAUAGAAGAUGAUUCAAAACAUUCCUCAGAUGGUGUUUACAAACCUCCUCGCAUCAUUGCAACGGCUAUGCCUACCACCGAACGUCGCGAAAAGAAGGACAGGAAAGUGAACAAAUCCGCAACCUUGGAUGAAUUCGUCAACACGGAAUUAUCUGCUGCACCAAUUGCAGAGGCUAGUAUCGGUUCGAAUAUCAUAGCCGGUGGCAGAAGAUCUAAGAGCGAAAAGGAAAAGAAGGAAGAUGAUGAGAGAAGAGAAUACGAAGAGAAAAAUUAUACCAGAUUACCGAAGGAGAGCAAGAAGGACCGAUCCAAAAAGAAUAGGGCUGGUGGAAGACAAGACGCUGGAUAUGGUGGCGAGGAAUGGAGGGGUUUGGGUGAGGGUGUUGAUAGGAUUGAGAGACUGACAAAGAGGAAGAGUGGUAGUGGAGGUGCAAUGAAGGAUGUUCUAGAGAAAAGUAGAAAGAGAGCUGUCGAGGAUGGUCCAAGAGGAAGCGGUAUGCAAAUUGGUGAGGGCUUUCAGAAGAGAUUGAAGAUGCUAGACGGCGGCAGAAAGGAUCGGGGUACAGGUAGGAAGUAG